This is a messenger RNA of Akanthomyces muscarius, 2241 nucleotides long. RefSeq lists its product as uncharacterized. Gene Ontology annotation, molecular function: NADP binding; flavin adenine dinucleotide binding; N,N-dimethylaniline monooxygenase activity. NCBI's taxonomy places the organism in Eukaryota, Fungi, Ascomycota, Sordariomycetes, Hypocreales, Cordycipitaceae. The coding region runs from base 1 to 2241 and encodes 746 amino acids. The record is from RefSeq and is a predicted model, not a curated record. The transcript is spliced from 3 exons.
AUGAGCCUGCGCAGAUACGCCAUUCGGAGUGCCAUGGCCAAGUCGGUCUGCAUCGUUGGCGCCGGGCCGGCUGGCCUAGCCGUCGCCAAGACGCUGCUUCACAAUGCGCCCAAGGGAGAUUUCAAGGUCACCAUUUUUGACGCGCAGCACGAUGUCGGCGGUCUCUGGCCGACGUUCAAAAACGACGUGGGCCGCCAGAUUCAUCCGCUCAUGCUGGCGAACCAGAGCCGGCACACGAUGCACUUUAGCGACUUGGUCUGGGGCGAAAAGAUCCCGCAGCUGCCCCAGGCGUGGAUGGUCGGCCAGUACCUCCAACGCUACACUGCCAAGUACCUCACCCACAGUCCUGAUUUCCAAUUGAAACUCAAGACGCGAGUCACGCGUACCGAGCGGGAUGGUGAAGGGUGGAACGUUACCGUCCGCUCCGACAAUGGUGAAGAGACGGCUCGCUUCGAUCGCCUCGUUGUGGCGUCCGGCUACUUUGGCGAUCCGGUCGUCCCGAAUGCGUUAAAAGAAGAUGCUGCUAUCCCAGUGAUCCACAGCAGCCAAUAUCGGGAUCUGCAAUCGCUCCUCGGAACAUCUGGCAAAGGCGGCAAGAUCUUGGUCGCAGGUGGCCAAAUGUCGGGUGUCGAGAUCGCGGCGACGAUAGGCACGCAUCUCUCCGACGAACUUAAUUCCCCGGAUGCAAGCUCGAUACCGAAUAUUGAAAAGUACAGCAUCCAUCACGCAAGCUCACGCCACCCGUGGGUGAUCCCCCUUCACACAACGCCAGAGCCGAAAUGGAAAGCUCCGCCGUUUUUACCGCAUGACUUUUCAUCGCACAAUAAAAACAACAGGCCAGUGCCUUUCACAGACUCGCAGGGCCACAUAUCGGAAGAGAGAGCCAAGAUGGCGCAUGAGCGUCUGCGUGGUUCUUUGGGGCCAAAGCAGAUGCUCGGCCCUGAUAAGGGCAGUCCUGAAAGCGCGGAUCUCUCGCUACCUCCAUAUUUAUCAUGCAGUGACUGGUAUUGCGACUUUGUACGCUCAGGCUUCAUUACGGUGCACGAUGGCCGACUGGAAUCCAUUACCGGAUCAACUGCCAAGCUGGACGCCUCCUCCAUUGACGGCAUUGCUGCAGUCGUCCUUGCGACGGGAUUUGAUCCAGAGCCAUGCGUUGGCUUCCUGCCCAAGGACGUACUGGACACGCUCAGCUAUUCGCCUUCGCACCCGGCACAGCUCCUGGCUCUCUCGUUCCAUGCAACGCAUCAUCCCGAAGUACCCAAUCUGGGGUUUGUCGGUUUCUACAGGGGAGCGUUCUGGGGCGUGAUACAGAUGCAGGCUCGAUUCCUCGCGGCCCUCUGGUCUAGCGACGGUCCAUCGCGGGUGCUUCGCGACAAGCUUGGCCGGGAUAAAAGCAUCCAAAGAACGCUUGAUCUAAGAAACGACCCGCGCAUAUCACAGUUCCCCAUGGGAGACUAUCCGUUCCUGAUGCAAGAAUUUGCCGAGGCGCUGUCCAUGGACAUCACCCCACCGCUGGCUGUGGACGCUCCCAAUCUCACCACCAACGGGCUGCCUCUAGAAAUAUUCGCCCCAUGUCGCUACUCUCUUGCAAACGAGGACGGCGAGAAUAACGCCAACGCAAAGAAGCUCAUUACUGAUGCAGCGGCUGUGUUAAAGGAUGGCCUCACUACUCCGAGAUUUGUCUCCAGGGCCGUAUUCCGUAGCCUUCUCGGCACGUGGAAGCUAGAGCGCGACCUCAAGAGCAAGCUGCCGACACACCCCAGCGGCCAUUUCAGCGGCACUGCCGAAUUCCUCUUGCGCUCGCCCACCAAAGAAGGCGUCCAGUGUACAGCCAACGAGGACGCUGCACCGCUGUGCGAAUACGGCGAGAGCUACGAGUAUCUUUACAUUGAGGACGGAGAGUUCAAGACGGAUCAAGGCUUUGGCUUUCGCGCCACGCGCCGCUAUAUCUAUCGCUACGAUGAGGCGUCGGGCAAGAUUACCGUGUGGUUUGCCAAGCCCGAUGACAAUAAGCGCGUCGACUACUUCUUCCACGCGGUGGAGUUUGAGGAUCCGCCGGCAAGCGGAGGCGGACAUGAGCACGGGUGGCCGGCCAAGUCGGGACACUUGUGCAUUGACGACUACUACAACGUCAAGUAUAAUUUCGUAUUCGAGGCUGUCAAUCUGGAGAGCUGGGUGUGCGCGUACACUGUGAACGGCCCGCAGAAGGAUUACACGAUCCAUGGGACAUAUACGAGAUGA